CCCCAUGCUCAGCGGUUCAUGACAAGAGUUCACGUGCUACAAGUUAUUUGUGUUUAUGUCAGCAUUGCAUGGCGUUUAGGGUUUUAGUAUUUGAACAGCUUUCUUCGUCGAGAUCAUCCAGCAAUAAUGGCAUCUUCACUCCCACCCACCUUCCGAAAGUACGUCGUUCAUACGCUUUCCACCGACUUCAACAAGGCAACAAGGCUGGAAACGUUGAAGACGGCGGACGUUUUGGCCUCGAUUCCACCCACUCACGUGGUCAUCAAGCAUCAUUACUGGGCGAUCAACGCCAGCGAUAUCAACUAUACGGCUGGGAGAUAUGAUCCCACUAAGAAGCCGCCCUUUGACACUGGAUUUGAGGCCGUUGGCGAGAUCGUUGCCGUCGGUAGCGCCGUCAAGGGUUACAAAGUUGGCCAACCGGUCGCCGUCGCCUCCUACGGUGCCUUCACAGAAAUCCAAGUGAUAGAUUACCGCAUGGUUAUCCCCGUUCCAUCCCUCCGCCCCGACUUCUUGCCACUCUUGGUUUCGGGACUCACAUCUUACCUUGCACUGAAGCACCAAGGUCAGAUGACGACGGGGGAAACCGUGCUUGUGACAGCCGCAGCUGGCGGAGCUGGCCAGAUUGCCGUCCAGCUGGCGAAGAGGGCGGGCAACCAUGUCAUUGGAACAUGUUCUUCUGACGCGAAAGCGGAGAUGCUGAAGAAGCUCGGGUGCGAUCGGGUCAUCAACUACAAAACGGAGAACGUGAAGCAGGUCAUCAGGAAACACUACCCGAGGGGCGUGGACAUCGUGUAUGAAUCCGUCGGUGGUCAGAUGCUGCAGGACUGUGUGUCUUGUUUAGGGCAGAAAGGAAGGCUCAUCGUCAUUGGAUCCAUCUCGAACUACGCCUCAUCGGAAUCGAAUCCAGAGGACACGAAGGGAGAUGGAAAGAAGAAGGUUUUUGCGACUGGGUUCGGCGAGGACGCUGUCUCUACUGUUGCCUUGUUGAACAAGAGCGCCACCGUGGCGGGAUUUUUCUUCCCGCAUUAUGCGAAGGAGUACCCUGCGGCUUUGAGGGAUCUGUUCAAGUUCGUGGAUGAGAAAACUUUGACGCCUGUCGUCGAUAUGGUUGACUUUGAGGGGAUAACAUCAAUUCCUGAUGCCAUCCACUAUCUUCACUCUGGUAAAAACAUGGGCAAGGUCGUCGUCCCGCUAAUCCGAUCAGACAAGCAAAAGUCACAUCUGUGAUCUCAAGUCGUCAUAGCCCUUAGCUAUAGGAAUGCUCCUAAAUCUUGCUAGAAAUCACUCGAACAUCUAGGACGUUGUCCUCUCGUUGUUUUCUUUUCUCGAUAGUGUAUUACAUGACAUUACAGAGGUUGACGCACGAACAUGAUUCCGACCGGCGAAACUAUGUAGGAUGGGUACUAAUAUAG
This is a messenger RNA of Fimicolochytrium jonesii, 1412 nucleotides long. RefSeq lists its product as uncharacterized. Gene Ontology annotation, cellular component: mitochondrion. Bases 127 to 1227 code for a protein of 366 amino acids. Gene Ontology annotation, molecular function: zinc ion binding; oxidoreductase activity. The record is from RefSeq and is a predicted model, not a curated record. Lineage: Eukaryota; Fungi; Chytridiomycota; Chytridiomycetes; Spizellomycetales; Powellomycetaceae. The transcript is spliced from 6 exons.